CAAUCCCCCAACUCCCCGUCCGCGUACCUAGUAAUGAGUUCGUAUUUUCCAAGCCUCAAUUCGUAUCAGACGACACAGUCUGAGUACCCGUCUUCCCAAGUAGGACUGUACAGCGCGAAUUAUGAUCCCAUACGCCAACUACAGAGCUACUCGGUCCCCGAGAACCGUGGCUAUGCCGGUUACAGCGAUAAAUACAACUACAGCGAACAGCGUUCUACUGCGGGUAGUGCAGCGAGCAACUACGCCGCUGUUGGGUACGUAACAGAGACCAACAAUAACAACUACCAUAAUCGUCAGUUAGCGCAUAACGCAAACUUACCCCAUUACGAUUUAAGCUGUAACUCAACGAGAAAUAAAGAUGUCGUCGUUGAUGCGAUGGAGGCGAAGAAAGACAAAGAUUCCGACAGUGACAGCGGGAAAACACCGACGAUUAUAUACCCGUGGAUGCGAAGCAACAACUAUUGCGGUAAGGGUCGGGGGCUGACGGAAAGGCAGAUUAAAAUAUGGUUUCAGAAUCGACGAAUGAAGUGGAAAAAAGAACAGAAAACUGGCGGCGCGCCGUCACCGAAACAGUUCGCAUCGAGUCAGACACAGAACGCGAUGCAGGUGAAUGGCGACUCCAACGACGGCAGUAACGGGGAGAUAUCGUGAUAGCACGGCGUAGAUCCUAGAAAGGAAAAGGAAGCAGACUAUCUCCAAAUUAAAGAAGGCUCCUUUCGUCGAGUAUUUAUAUUUUGCAACAUAGAGAAGAAACAGAAAAUUUGCGACGUCUAAGCUCAAUAUGUUGCGUUGUUAGAGGUAUGCUGGACGCGCCAUUUCCAUUGCAUCCUCCAGCCAAGACUUCCAUGGCGUUUUUCGGAAUGUCGUCUUCCUCAAGUUUGUUUUUUUUUACCCCGAAAACUCUUGGCUGCUCUCAACAGUCUGUUAGAAAACCUUUAAACUUUUUGCACCAUGAACUGCUUAUCAAAUGUAAAGAACGAUUGUGUGCUAUUCAGGUACGAUCAGACUGUUCAAAUCCCUUAGACGUGUGUUAUCCAGUAACUUAAUAACCGCGCGGAACAGUUUAAUCUGUGUUUUUCGCUGAAAUCCAAACCAUAUCGGUAUUAAAUGUAUAUUUUUGACAGUUUUCGCUGUUUCAGCAGCAACUCCGAUAUAUAUAACAUACUGUGUUCUUUUUUUCUAUCACGUGGUGUGAACACCGGAUGAAUGUAUAUUUUGCAAUUAAUUGUUUAUAUUCUAUUUUUGCUUUGUUUUCACAAUUUAUUUUAUUGAAAGUAAAAAAAAAGAGAGAGAACAAAUGACGUUGAUUUCAGUAAAAUCGAAUCGACCUGUUUUGAACAAUUUCGGGGGGAUUAUAUAUGUAUAAAUUUAUGUCGACGUUAAAGCUGUAGAUGACGUCACAACCAACUCUGUGUUCUAUGAUGUAAACUUCUUGUCCCAAAAUUUAGAAACGCGCUUGUAAAGCUCUUAGUAUCGUGAGAUUUGUAUUGUAUAUGCUGUGUAGGCAGAUGACAUCGCUUCAGAAGUUCGUAGAGCACAUUUUAAAAACGCAGAGGGCAAGGAGUUGGUUAAGUUCAGUUUGAUCUGUAACGUCUCUCGUUCUUUCUCGCGAGAGACACAUGCAUGAUAGUGUUGACUGCACGUACCUUUUCGUAUAUCUAAAAAAAAUAGACUACUUUACUUGGCGUUGCCAUGCAAACUGAAAAUAAAGUACAAGCUGUGAAUUCUUCAAUUUGACCUUGAAAAUCAAGAUCAGGGUCGUUUUUCAGACGAUAUCUGUUUAACAUUUUCGUAAUGUCUAAUUCACCCGACCUGACCUCGUUGUUCUGUGGACGUGUUAGGCUUCGUUUUAAACUCCAUGGCUGAAUCAUUCGGAGUAGUCGGAUACGCCCGAGUUCUGUCUAAUUCUCUCGGAGUUCGUCAGUUUUUCUUUGUUGUGACAUUGUAAAUUAUUACACGUAUUGUUUCCUGGUGUAAAAUUGACCGUUAUUACAUGUAUUAUUGUGUAAUAAAAUUAAUUGUGUACGCAUA
Saccoglossus kowalevskii is the source of this 2031-nucleotide messenger RNA. It is a transcript of the gene hox6, whose product is annotated as homeobox 6. Gene Ontology annotation, molecular function: DNA-binding transcription factor activity, RNA polymerase II-specific; RNA polymerase II cis-regulatory region sequence-specific DNA binding. The record is from RefSeq and is marked provisional. Gene Ontology annotation, cellular component: nucleus. Gene Ontology annotation, biological process: regulation of transcription by RNA polymerase II; anterior/posterior pattern specification. Lineage: Eukaryota; Metazoa; Hemichordata; Enteropneusta; Harrimaniidae.